Laetiporus sulphureus 93-53 is the source of this 1402-nucleotide messenger RNA. RefSeq names its product cytochrome P450. The record is from RefSeq and is a predicted model, not a curated record. Lineage: Eukaryota; Fungi; Basidiomycota; Agaricomycetes; Polyporales; Laetiporaceae. The annotation marks the transcript as partial. The transcript has 11 exons. Gene Ontology annotation, molecular function: monooxygenase activity; iron ion binding; oxidoreductase activity, acting on paired donors, with incorporation or reduction of molecular oxygen.
UACAAGGUGUUUAAGGUGGCCACGGUCGACCAUUGGCUCGUCGUCGUCAGUGGUUCGGACAUGAACGAGGAAUUGUGCAAAGUCCCAAAUUCACACAUGAAUUUCGAGGAAGCAUCCCGGGAGUUUCUCCAAACUAAGUAUACCAUCGCGCCGGAUGCGGACAAGUAUCCAAUUCACAUGGCGGCCAUUCACGGUCCGCUAACGCGCAAUCUGGGAGCUGUUUUCGCGGAUGUCGUAGACGAAGUACAAGCCGCAUUCAAGGAGGUGCUCCCUGUUCAAAGCGAUGAAUGGGUCGCUGUUCCCGUCAUUCGUUCCAUGCAGAAAAUCGUGGCUCAUGUGACAAAUCGGGUGUUCGUUGGUGUUCCUUUCUGCCGGAACGAGGAGUACCUCAACACCGUCGUCAAUUUCGCAGUCGAUGUCAGCAAAGGGCGGAUGAUUCUCUCAUACGUUCCUCAGCUGUUCAAAGGCAUUGUCGGCAGUAUGCUCCCGUGGUCCAAAAGAGCAACCAGCCAAGUAGGGGUCUUCAUAAAGCCGAUCAUUGAGGAGCGCCUGCGCAAUUUCCUAGAGCAUGGAGACGGAUGGGCCGACAAACCCUUGAUGGACGAAGCAAAGAAAACGGGUGGAUCGCCGGAUGUCGUCGUCUCGGCGAUGCUGUUCUCCAACUUCGCGGCUAUUGAUUCCUCCAGCAAUAGCAUUACGCACGCCAUUUACCACCUAGCUGCGAAUCCAGAAUGCAUGCAGCCGAUGAGAGAGGAAAUUGAGGCAGUCGUCAAGGAACAGGGAUGGUCGAAAGUCGCCGUCGGCAAGAUGUGGAAAUUAGACAGUUUCAUGCGGGAGUCGCAGCGGAUCAACAGUAUAGUCUCCAUCCUCCAAGAUUACACCCUCUCUGAUGGAACCUAUCUUCCCGCGGGCACUCUCGUCGCCGGGGCAGCUCUCGCCACCCAUUAUGACGAGAAGCACUAUAAACGCGCAGACGUAUUCGAGCCGUUCCGAUUCUCCGAUAUGUGCGCAGAGGAGAGCGAGCGGAUGAAGCAUCAGUUUGUUAGCACCUCACCUGAAUACAUCCCCUUCGGCCAUGGGAAACAUGCCUGCCCUGGACGAUUUUUCGCAGCGAACGAACUGAAGUUGAUAGGUACGAUGACUCGGCCAGCUAAUUGGACAUUGUGGCAUAGCGUUUUGCCCGCGCGUGAUGCAAGGGUAUUGUUCAGGAAGCGACAAGCUGUCGUUACAGCUUGAACCACACAGAUGAGCAGAAUCGGCUUGGGGGUGUGUCUCUUGACCGUAUAGUCGUAAACACGAAAGUUCAUUGCCGUCAAGAUUAUCUCCGAGAUUUCUUGUGACGUCCGAGUUGGUGGUGAAUGGGAUCACAUAGCAUGAGAGAAAUGAAGUAAUAUGCAUGGAG